AUGCAACGCCUUGGGCGAUACGCAGGAAAUUUUCUCUUGUUCAGGAAAACACAGCCGAUUCGAUUCUUCGGGACCCAAACCUCGCCGCAUCUGAAUGACACUUUACAUAGAUGGAUCAUGGCCACGAAAGAAAGGAGACUAUGGAGGGUUAAGGUUACUCCUGUGCUUGACGAAUGGGUCAAACAAGGCAGAAAAAUAAACCCUACGGAUCUAAGAGGCGUCAUCAAUGCCCUCUGCGAGUCUCAGCGAUUCACUCACGCCCUUCAGGUAUCAGAGUGGAUAACUCAACGAAGGGUUUUCGAUCCAAGCCCUGAAGAUUAUUCAGCUCGACUUUAUCUUGUUGAGAUCCAAUCAGGAUUGACAGAAGUAGAAAAGUUCUUCAAAAGCAUUCCCGAGAACAUGAAGGAAGACUCGGUCUACACAACUCUCUUAAGCCUUUACACAAAAUCCAAGGAAACAAGGCACGAGGCGGAAGCCAUUUACCAGAAGAUGAGGGAGCUAAAUCUUCUCACGAAACCUAACCCUUACUACCUUAUGAUAUCUCUCUACGGCCUUCUUGGAGAAAGAAACAUGGUCGACGAGAUUUCGAGGCAGAUGAAGGAGAACGGAGUAGAACAUGACAGGAUUCUCACGGCCAAUAACGUUUUGAGUGCUUACGCUAGUAUACCUGAUAAUGUGGAGGCAAUGGAGAAGUUCUUGAAUGGAAUAGAAGGCGAAGAUCCGCGAUUCGUGUUAGCGAAGCAAACGGGAAAAAUCAUGGCAAAGGCGUACUUAAAAGCUGGUUCCAGUUAUAAGGCGAUAGAGAUUCUUAAAAGAACCGAACUAGCUGAUGAUGGUAAGUUGAGAGAGUCAGUGGACAAGUUGUUAAUGGAGAUGCAUGCCGAUGAAAAACAAGACGAUGCGCCUCUUCAUAAGCUCAUCCAUACGAAUGGAAGAAAGAGAAAAAUAUUAAGAGCAUAUGGAAGCAAAGGAGGUGGUGAAGGGGGGUCUUACCUCCUUCCGGGAUAUUACUAUUAUGGUGGCUGUGGCGAUGGCUAUAGCUAUGGCGGUGGCGGUAGCGAUGGUGGUGAAGCUGGUGGUGAUGACGGUGGUGGUGAAGCUGGUGGUGGUGGUGACGGUGGUAGUGGUGGUGGUGGUGGUGGCUGUGGUAGUGCUGGUGCUGGUGCUGGUGACGGUGGUAGUGCUGGUGGUGGCGGUGGUAGUGGUGGUGGGUGUGGUGGUGGUGGUGGUUCUGGUGGGUGUAGUGGUGGUGGGGAUUGA
Microthlaspi erraticum is the source of this 1260-nucleotide messenger RNA. The record is from the annotation of a GenBank genome assembly. NCBI's taxonomy places the organism in Eukaryota, Viridiplantae, Streptophyta, Magnoliopsida, Brassicales, Brassicaceae.